UUUCUACCUUUCAUUUUCACCCAAUCAUGAAGGCAUUUUUGAACAAAACCAAGCCUGAAAUUCCGUGUCCAAUUUUUCCUUUCUCCAAUUGAAACUCCUCAGGACUUAACUGAAGAGUAGGAAAAGCUGCACAUAAGGACAAAACUUUGUAACAAAGUCUCAUUUGCUAUUUAUUCUCUUUUGAACCAUCCUGAGCAAACACUCCCCCCUGACCUCUCUCUGUCACACACAAGAAGCCAUGAAGAGAUUUGAAGGUGAGAGCUCACACAAAGGGUCUUCAUUCUCUUCUCUUGUUAAUGAAGAAUAUCUUUCAAAAUCAUCUCAUAUCAUGAGACCUUCUAAGCGAUACGCCAUUGAGAAAUUGCCAGAGUUAAGCUUGAAAUCGCCGCCUGUAGUUAGGCCAUAUGUUCGAUCCAAAAUGCCUCGGCUCCGGUGGACACCUGAUCUUCAUCUCUGCUUUGUGCAUGCAGUUGAAAGGCUUGGAGGAGAAGACAGAGCUACUCCAAAGAUGGUUUUACAAAUAAUGAAUGUGAAUGGCCUUACCUUAUCUCACGUAAAGAGCCAUCUUCAGAUGUACAGGAGCAUGAAGCAUGAGCAGAUGCUAGAAGGAGGAGCAGAGACAGCAAAGAAUGAAACAAUGCAGGUUUUCCCUAAUUCAAAUUUCUUAUCAUGCUUAGAGCAAAGCAAUUGCCAACAGAAGGACAAGGGAUUCGUUGAUAACAACUCAUUACAGUUAACUCAUUGCAAUGGAGAUCGUACUCUCAAGAAUACAACCAUACCAAACCAAUGGUUGAUGAAGCAAGACGUGGGGAAUAUUGGAAAGGAUGUAACUGAGCCGCUAUCAUACCAAGAAACAACAAGCAAAGCAUGGGAGAAGAAGCCAAAGUCUUACAUCAUCUUCAAGGAUCUGCUCAAGAGCUACGCUACUCAAGGAAGGAAUGAGCAGAAGGGAGUGUUACUAGGUACUGUUUCCGGUUGCAAGAGCAAUCAUCAAGCAUUAGAAAUAUUUACAGGGAAUACAGAGCGAGUGAAUGAUUGCAAAAUGUCUUUAUCAAUGAACUCAAAAGCGCCCCAGUCACUGUUGAAGCUGAACAAAAGUGCCGAUGUCAAUGAUGUCUCUCUUGAGCUUACUCUUGCUUAAAAUCAUGCACAUAAUGAUAAAGACACUUUUGGGACUUCAAAAAGUGACUUGACCUUGUUGGUAGUUCUACAAUACAGAGACCAAGACGUGGUUGUGUUCAUUUGGGUUAGCUAUUUGAAAAUGUACAUCUUAAAAAAAAUAGCGGUUUUAGAAGUUCUGUUUUGAAAACAUUCUGGUUUUUAAAAAUGAAAUUUAGUGCUUGUUAAAAUUAUGGAAAGUGUUGUUGUUGUGAAAAGUUUCCGUACGAAAACAUAGUUUUCUCACAAUUUUAAAAUGCAAAACCAAUACAAAGUUAGAUUUUACUUCGAGCUGGUUAUAGCAUCAUAUAGUUCACU
Molecule: messenger RNA, 1476 nt
Organism: Quercus robur (English oak)
Lineage: Eukaryota; Viridiplantae; Streptophyta; Magnoliopsida; Fagales; Fagaceae
Exons: 6
Coding region: 239-1141 (300 amino acids)
Molecular function (GO): DNA-binding transcription factor activity; DNA binding
Source: RefSeq, a predicted model, not a curated record